AUGUCAUUUACAGCACCCAAUGCCAACCCACCUGCAAAUCACGGUGGCACCGUCUCCUCCCCAAACCCUAACUCUCCAGGCGGCUACCCGACUCAGACAACCAUCAAUCUCGGUCGAAAUGCUGGCAAGCUCGAUACUGCAACCCAUCCUCCACUCCCUGUCAACCAAGUGGGUGCAGCCAACCGUUCCGCACAACUCGGCGGUAUUGCUCUCGGUUUCGGCGGAGGUGUGAUUUCAGCUUUCAUCUCUCGUAAAGCCUUGAAUCUUUCCAAGAAUGCGAGCUAUCUUUCGGGUUUGCUAGCAGGAACGGGUGUAGCGUAUAUCACGGCGAGACAGCAGUUGGAGCAUAAUCUGGGCGCGGUGGAGAAUGCCGAGUUGGGAUUGAGGGGGCAACUGAAGGGAGGGGCAAAUGCUGUCGGAGGCAAUGCGAGUGCGAGUGUAAGCGAUGGAUUGAGUGCAAGUGCAACGGAGCAAGAGAUGUUGAAGUACGAUUUGCAGGCUGGGAAUGCGGGUUUUCAUGAAGGUGGUGUGGCUGGGAUGCACGAGUUUAGGGACAAGUAUGCUAGUACGAGGGGUGAUCAUUGA
Molecule: messenger RNA, 585 nt
Organism: Ustilago hordei
Lineage: Eukaryota; Fungi; Basidiomycota; Ustilaginomycetes; Ustilaginales; Ustilaginaceae
Exons: 1
Coding region: 1-585 (194 amino acids)
Source: RefSeq, a predicted model, not a curated record